This is a messenger RNA of Danaus plexippus (monarch butterfly), 2206 nucleotides long. RefSeq lists its product as uncharacterized. The transcript is spliced from 4 exons. The record is from RefSeq and is a predicted model, not a curated record. Lineage: Eukaryota; Metazoa; Arthropoda; Insecta; Lepidoptera; Nymphalidae. The coding region runs from base 181 to 855 and encodes 224 amino acids.
AACAUUUGACAGCAAGGAUUACUUCAAAGUUCAAUAUUGUAGAGUGUUGUGUGUUACAAAACUUACAAAUCUAAUUUGUACCUCUUACAAAUUAUAUUAACGAGAUCUAUUUAUAAGAUUGUGCUAAAACAACACAAGGUUAAGUAGGAGUAGUAACUUUAUUAGACAUUUAAAAGUAAAAUGGCAGAAGAAUUAAAACCUGUUAAAGACGAAGACCUAAAACAACUCAAAGAACGUAUGCAACUAAUUGCUGAGGCAGAUCCAUCACAAUUCCAUAAUGAUUAUUCCUUGAAGAGAUACUUAAGGGCUUUCAAAACUGUGGAUAAUGCAUUUCAGGCUAUUUUAAAAAGUAACAAAUGGAGAGUUGAAUACGGUGUAGCCAAUUUGCAUGAAAACCACGAAUUAAUUGAGAAAUAUUCUAAUCGAGCUAGAGUUCUUCGUCACAGAGAUAUGAUUGGGAGACCAAUUGUAUACAUUCCAGCCAAAAACCAUAGCUCCAGUGAUAGAAGUAUUGAUGAGCUUACAAAGUUUAUUGUCUACUGCUUAGAAGACGCAAGUAAGAAAUGUUUUGAAGAAGUUAUUGACAAUCUUUGUAUUGUUUUUGACCUUAAUAAUUUCACAUUAUCUUGCAUGGACUACCAAGUUUUAAAAAAUCUCAUUUGGCUUCUUAGCCGGCAUUAUCCAGAAAGACUUGGCGUUUGCCUCAUUAUAAAUGCACCAACAUUUUUCUCUGGCUGCUGGGCCGUUAUAAAAGGAUGGCUGGAUGAAAAUACUGCUGGCAAAGUUACUUUUGUCAACUCGGAAAUGGAUCUUUGUCAGUACCUGAUACCUGAUAUACUACCAACUGAUAUGUAACAUAGAAAAACUUCACCUACCUGUAACUAAAUAGUUAGUGCUAGUCAUUUUAACUAAUACAAUAUUAGUCAAUGUAGACCGAUCGUCUUAACUUAUAUGAAUAACAAUCUGCUGUUUUAACUAAUUCCUAUUAUUGAUAUACUUCAUUUUUAUUUCAUAAUUCGUGACUAAUAUUUUGUUAAUUAUUAUAAUAAUCUUGAUUAGAUAUAUACAGUUUUGUUGUCUGUUAUCCUAAAAACCAUAAAUUCAUUAUAGAGUUGCCAUAUUUGAUUUACGAAUAGAAAUCUUAAAAAAUUGCCUAAUUAUCAUACAAAUACCAAAGAUAUUUCACACACCUCUAUUUUAUAAUAAUGUACUCUUUGAAUUUUAUCGUUAGUUAUGACAGUAUGCUUAGUACAAGUUUGCAUUGUCACUUGACAAACAAAGUGUCUCAUUCUUUGUGCCCACUGCUGGGCAAAGGCCUCUUCUUACAUGGAGAAGAUUAGAACAUCAAUCACCAUGCUUGCUCAAGUCGGAUUUGCGAUUACAAACCUAUUUUAUAAGAAAUUAUAAGUCUAAAUUUCCUCACUUGAAAUAAAACUUAAAUACAUAUUUAUUAUUUAGUGUUACAAUGUAAACUUGGGGCGAGCAUGUCGUUUAUAUCAUAUUCUGGUCAUAAAAAUUAAUUUCUUGCCAUUCCAAUUUAAGUACAAAAUGUAUCGAUUUUAUUUUGUUGUUUUCUUAAAUGUUGUAAUUAAUUAGUUUAUAUAUGAACAUUCAUGUUUUUGUAUACUGUAGACGUAAUAGGUAAUUUAUCGAAAAGAAAAAUAAAUGUCAGAACAGAGGCAAAUUAAAAUGCACUUCAUUCUAGUUAAGGUAAGCAACAAUAUAAAUUUGUAAAAUAAGUGAAAUCUCGAACUAAUUUAAUAAUAAUUAAUAAUUUUCCAUGAAUAUUAUAAACCCUUUGAAUUAGGUUAAUCAAUAAAGGUAUUCUUACAUUAAAUUCCUACCUGUAGCAUUCAUUGAUUUUUUUUUUCUUGACAAUUCCAUACAAGGUAUGAAUUUACUAAAUAAGUAUAACCUUGAAUAAAUCAAGAUUUUAAACACGAAUGAGAUUAUUAUUUUUAUUGUAUACAAUUUUUAAGUGUUAUCUCAUGUUUAAUGCGUUCUGAACAUUCCUAUAUCUCAAAACCAACACCAACUAAAUUCAGUGAGAUUAAGUUAUAAGUUAUUUUGCUUAUGAUCAAAAUAUCUUAAUACAAUGUUUGUAUAUUUUAAAUAUUUUAAUGUUAAUAAUUUAAGAUAUAUUAUUUGUAGUUAUAUGAAUGUGAAAAACUAAGAAAUAAAAAAUAUAAAACAGGGUAACCCAAAA